Nothobranchius furzeri (turquoise killifish) is the source of this 5448-nucleotide messenger RNA. NCBI's taxonomy places the organism in Eukaryota, Metazoa, Chordata, Actinopteri, Cyprinodontiformes, Nothobranchiidae. The record is from RefSeq and is a predicted model, not a curated record.
AGCAUUGCGGCGAGAGAAGGAGCUGCUGGCGGUUAUUCUGUGGAUCUGGGUUUUACGUGUUGCUGGAGAGCUCCUUCGGAAGCACUCAUUUAUUUUUGUCAGCUGACAUUAAAGCUCACCUCUCUCAACAUGGCACCAGAGCUCCCAGAGACGGGACAGAACUGGGCUCUGACUGGAGCUGCCGGCUGGUGAUUUUCUCAUUUAGUGAGCAGAGAGGUCAGAUUAACGAUAGUCUGUUUAUGGUACCAGACACUGACGCAGACGCGUGCUGUGAGCUGUCAGAGGGAGUCGGUUGUGUAGCUUUGGUGGUGAACCAGCAUCAUGACCAAAGAGGAGGAGAUCCCAGACUGGGUGGGAGCAAAGGAGUUCUACGAUAAGUAUGAGCCCAAAGAGAUCCUGGGCAGGUAGGUUUGUAAAGAACACGCAACCCGUUAUUAUAGAGAGAAACCAAAAAAGUUAGAUAGUUAUGUGAGUUUUAGUUUUCUUUCUUUAGACCAGGAGUGUCCAAACAUAAAUUCAAGGGCCAAAAUCCCACAUAAUUAAGUAAUUGCAUUAAAAUGCAAUAAUUUAUUGAAAAGAACAGUAAUUUGUUGUUUUUUUUAGAAAAAUGCGUGUAAAACUUGUUUUCAUUUAUUUAUUUGUAAAGCCCACACUGCCGCCAAUCAAGGCUGCCCAAAGUGCCGAACACCAACAAUGCAUAUAAAAUCAUAACUGAACGUGAAAUAAUAAGAGUUUACAGUGAAUAAAGAGAUCUGAGCUUGUGCAAUGACUAAAAAGACAGGUAGACCUAAAAACACCUAAAACACAUAGCACACAUGUAAACCACAAACAAACAGGACAUAUUGUGACAGGGAGACAAAUAGGACAGAUGACCCUGCUGCAUCUAGAUAGAAGGCCAAAACCGUCUUCGGCUAAGAACUCAUUCCAGAACUAAGAGCUUGUUCCACAGUUUAGGCGCCAAAACCGAGGACGCUCUUUCUCCUCGUGACGUGUGUUUAGACCUUGGAACAACCAACAAGUCUUUGUCAGAUGAGCAGAGGAAACGUAUCGUUUUAAUAGCUCUGCAAUGUAAGGUGGGGCAGUCCCCAUAAGAGCAUGGAAGACAGUGACCAGAACCCUAACUGCUACCCGAUGUUUUACAGGAAGCCACUGCAGGUCAUCCAGGAUCGGGGAUAUGUAGUCCCACUUUCUUAGCCCGUAAACGAAUCUGGCUGCAGCCUUUUGCACCAUCUGCAGCUUAUUGGUUGCAGACUGUGCUAGACCUGCGUAGAGGGAGUUACAAUAAUCGAGUCGAGAAAGAACAAAAGAGCACGUUACAAUCUACACGUCUCUUUUCAAGAGCCUCGACUUAUUUCUUGACAGCUGACGAAGUAAAAAAAUAAACAAGAUCUGAUAACUGCGUUCAUCUGUGAGUCAAACGACAAGGAGUCUAAUUUCACCCCCAAUUCAGCAAUCGCAUUUUUUCUUAGUAGAUGAGGGACAUAAAAAGGUCUCAAAUGUUUGUCUUAAUUAAAUUUAUAGUCUGGUUGAUGGUGUUUUUUUUAAGUUUUCUUUGGUCCUAAAAAUAUUUUUUUUUGUCUUAUCGCCUACAAGAAAAACGAAUUGGGUCACUCUUCAAAGUGAACAUCAAAUUGUUAGGAAGUUUUUCUAUCUGCAUCCUGCUGGAAAUGCCAUAUAGAAUAACUCCGACGGCCACAAGUAGCCCCCAAGCCACACUUUGGACAUGCCUGCUUCAGACCAAUAACAGUCUUUUAGUCAAAUUCACGAUGUAAAGGAUCUAAACUUGUAUAAAUCCCCCUUUUCUAAUUUUUUAGUGUAAUCUAGCUUUCCAGCAUCAUGCUGCUCAGCUUCUACUUCAGCUAGAACACCCACCAGUCUUAGACGGGUUUCCUUGAAGUUUCCCAGAAGUCUUUGGGAAAAUUGAGAAAGGUCGGAGACCGCUCAUUGUCAUUCCCGACCCGUUGUGGCUUCAGUGUGCUGGAGGGUUGUGCACAAAGGUUUUAAUGCAGAGAGGCUCUCAGGAACGGAAGCUGUUCUGAUUCUUGGCAUAAUGUGUCUGCUCUCCUCACAUGCAGGUCAUGAGGUCACAGGAAGUGAGGCGUUUCACGCUUACAUCACAUCCACAACCUCUAUAUCUAACACCCCAGACUCUUAGAAUGAAACACAGAUGGCAUGCAGACCAAAAGGAUGAUCUUGAUUUCUUUGCUUUGUCAGAGGAGUGAGCAGCGUGGUGCGCCGCUGCGUCAACAAGCGCACGUCCCAGGAAUAUGCAGUAAAAAUCAUCGAUAUCACCUCCUCUGACAAGAUGACCCCCCAGGAGAUCGAAGAGAUCAGGGAGGCCACAGUAAAGGAGAUUGACAUCCUUAAGAAAGUCUGUGGACAGGAAAACAUAAUACAGCUUAAAGACUGCUACGAGUCCAAAGCCUUCUUCUUCCUGGUUUUUGACCUGAUGAAGAAGGGAGAGCUUUUUGACUACCUCACAGAGAAAGUUACUCUUACUGAGAAGGAAACCAGGAAGAUCAUGCGUGCUUUGCUGAAGGUGGUCGAGUACCUUCAUGCCCAGAACAUUGUCCAUCGGGACCUGAAGCCUGAAAACAUCCUUUUGGAUGACAACAUGAACAUCAAGCUGACGGAUUUUGGUUUUGCUGUUCAACUCCAGCCAGGACAAACGCUUAAAGAGGUGUUCGGGACUCCUGGUUACCUCGCUCCUGAGAUCAUCGAGUGCUCCAUGGAUGCAGGACACCUGGGAUAUGGCACAGCUGUUGACAUAUGGAGUGCAGGAGUUAUCAUGUACACACUGCUCGCAGGCUCGCCACCCUUCUGGCACAGAAAACAGAUGCUGAUGCUGCGCAUGGUCCUAGCAGGGAAAUAUGACUUCUCAUCUCCAGAGUGGGAGGACUGCUCGGACACGGCCAAAGAUCUGGUCAAAGCUAUCUCUCGGAUGUUGGUGGUGAAUCCCCAGCACCGUUUCACGGCUACGGAUGCUCUAAAUCACUCGUUCUUCUCUCAGUAUGUGUUGAACGAGGUGCGACAGUUCAGCCCAUACCGGAGGUUCAAGGUUAUCUGCAUGACCGUUCUAGCCACCAUGCGUAUCUACUGCAACUACCGCCGUGCCAAACCGGUGACCACGGAGGUGAUAAAGAGCGACCCAUAUGCCGUCAAGCCCAUCCGCAAACUCAUAGACGCCUGCGCCUUCAGGAUCUAUGGCCACUGGGUCAAGAAGGGUCUAACCCAGAACAGAGCUGCACUUUUUGAGAACUCUCCAAAAGCCAUCCUGCUGUCACUUGCCACCGAGGCAGAAGAGCAGGCGCAGCAGAGCUGGUAGUCAACCUGGAGAACUUGGGACUUGCUUCCACUCUUAAUAUUUUGGGAAAAUCUGAACUGAUAAAUGAAAACUUACAUUUUUCCUUUUCUUUCUAAACUUUUGGAAAGGUGCAUUAAUGAGAUUUCUCAGAAAAGCUGCCAGGUGCUUUAAAUCUGGAAAAUGAGACAUUUUAAAAGUGAAUGAAGCUUCAGAGACAGCCUGAUCUCCACUCUGCUGUUGCACCCCUUAAGCCAUGAAUAUGUGCAAAUUUUACCAAUGAAGUGAUGUCAUCAUUACCCCCCAAAAAUGUCUAUCUAAACUUUAUCACAGAGUUCAGCAUUUGGACACAAGUUCUGAAUAUUAAACAGUAACUGCAUAUUUGAAACGACUCACUGUAACACACACCGGUGACAGCUCCAGUGAGUCUUCAGCACUUUAGUUUGUAUGCUUUGAAUAUAUUUAUUAAAAGUUUCACUCAUUCAAAACACAAGAUGUUUAUGAUGCAUCUGAUUUUAAAGGCUUUCAACUAAAAAUGAAUAUUCCAAACACAUGAAUAAUUUAAAUAAUUUAUUAAAGAAAGGAGAAUAUCACAGCACCAGGAUUCACAACAGGACAAAGAAACACUGACACAACACGCUGAGUUUUGCUUGUAAAGAAAAAGAUAAGUUACCAUGGCGCUCACAGCAUGCCCAGAAUCCUGUUUUAGAAACAAUAAAGCAAAUUUAGGAAAAGACAAUAAUUUAGUACAAAAACACAACACAGCACAUCAUUGUACUCAUUUCUCUGCAGACAGACGAAGCUAAAGAGCAGCCACCGUCCAGGCGUUUGGCAGAAAUGAGACGAGGCUUUGGCAUGGUGUCUGACUGCAUCCCGCACACAUCAGCUGGAGCAGAAUUCAGCCAUGCCUCUGAUCACCAUAGGUGUGUUAUCGUGUUAACAGAGAGGGUACAAACAUACCAUCCUGAGUGAGGCCCGUUCUCUGUCUGAAGGUUAGUUACAACGACCUGUGAGUGUGGAUUAGUCCGUAAAACUCAUGCUGCAAAACACAACAAACACCAUCAGGACAAAUGCAGCAACAGCGUAAACAAACAAGUUUAUCACUAAUAAAUGCAAAUCUGAGCUUUGUGUUGCUGUGUUCACUCUGACGUUCAGAAACAGGCCCAUGAAUGAAAGCAGAUCUUGCUUAGUCAUGUGAAAACAAUCCUUUGGCAUGGUGUCUGACUGUAUUUACUACAGGGAAAGUAACACAGAAUUCUGCCAUGCGAUCAAAAACAUGCCAUAACCGAGAAGACGAUACCGUUCAAUCCGCAACAACCUGGAGCUAAAGCCUGCUGACGGGUGAGAGAUGUUUAUAACAAUAUUAAUAUCCCGAUGUGAUCCCUGCUCCCAACACUCUCUCCAGCGCUUUAUACCCAUUCGUUUAUUGUUGUGGCCUAACCAGCCAUUUGUACCUGCUUCUCUCUCACCUCAGCACACACAGGUCAGCGUGUUCCUAGUUCCAGCUCGGGUGUGAACUCGGGCCUCCUCCUCGUGCUUCUACCUGGAAAAUAUAGGACGUUCGUCUAAUUGUUAAAUCCAGCCAUGCUCAGCUAUAGAGAGCGUUUUUAAGGUUCUGACUUUACAUGGUUUCUGUGUAACACGAAAACGACAAUAGAGUACAAUAUUUGUUUCAAUUGGUUUUGAAACACCACCAACCUUAAUCCAGCGUGGCAUCCGCAGCCUCAGCAUCUUUCUUCUUCUUGUUAUCAGCGCUCCGGUCAUUAGUCGUCGAGAACAGCUUUGUGCUCAUUAUCGCCCUCUUUUGAACAGAACAUGGAACUGCACAUCAUAAAUUUUUUCUUUUAAAAGUUUCAAACGUAUAAAACUCCUAAUUUUAAGUCAAAUCUACCCAAUGCAGAAGAAUAUGUCUUCAAACAUUUUAUUUAAUAAAAAAAUAAUUUAAAGUUUCUGAAAUUAACUUUGUAAUUGUAAUUGUUCACAUUGGCAAAGAGGAAAAAAUAAAUUAUUUUUGUUGUACUAAAUAUAUAUAUUGAUAAUAUAAUGUUAUGUUGGACUGUGCAUUUCAAAGUACAUCCUUUAAGCAUUAUUUGUUAUGUUUUUGCUGUUUUUUUCAAGAAAAAUAAAAGUUCCCUCUUGUUGAAUAA